Drosophila ficusphila is the source of this 1595-nucleotide messenger RNA. Its product is annotated as retinol-binding protein pinta. Gene Ontology annotation, molecular function: phosphatidylinositol bisphosphate binding. The record is from RefSeq and is a predicted model, not a curated record. Bases 567 to 1508 code for a protein of 313 amino acids. NCBI's taxonomy places the organism in Eukaryota, Metazoa, Arthropoda, Insecta, Diptera, Drosophilidae. Gene Ontology annotation, cellular component: membrane. The transcript is spliced from 4 exons.
CUCGAGUGGGGCGAUCUCCGCCUGGGUUGCGUUCCCAGAGCUCGAUUGCCAUUACUUUAUGCGUCAGCUCGUCUCACAGCCGUGACGUCCACACAGUUCCACAGUUCCACCGGCCCCACAACCAGAACCAUACCCAAAAUCGGCGAUUCCACGGCGACUCGGUGACAGUCGCGCGCCCACAGUCAAAGCCAACGGUUCAACACUCGAUUUCGCGAGCAGGCGGCAUAUAUCGCGCACAUUAUAAAUAUAUACAUUCAUAUGCAUAUAUGUAUAUAGAACAGCCGAUAUUAAAUUGAAGACAAUUGUGAGUAGAGGUCGCGACAACGCAGCGCUAGACUCGCACGGUUGCUUGUGAUCCCGGGCAAGACACUCCGAUAUCUGGGUUUUCGAGCACUUGAAACUGAUUCGCGAUCCCUGCCGAUAAGCGCUAUCUUUCGGGCGGCGAGUUCUUGGUCUCCCAUUGUGCCUGAGCCCCCGUGCUAAGUGCUUUCUAAUAUACUCGCCGUGACUAAUCGGGAUAGUUUAGUGCCGUUUGAGUGCAAGGUGUUGAUAAGGAGAGCCCAGCCAUGUCGGACGCCCCCUCGAAUUCCAUCCGGAUCCUGAGUCCGGAGCUGGCCAAAAAGGCGCACGACGAGCUGGGGGAGGUGCCCGAGCGGAUCGACGAGGACAUCGAAACGCUGCGCACGUGGAUCUCCAAGCAGCCGCACCUGAAGGCGCGCCAGGAUGCCCAGUUCGUGGUGGCCUUCCUGCGGGGCUGCAAGUACAGCCUGGAGAAGACCAAGCUCAAGCUGGACAACUUCUACGCGAUGCGGGGAGCGGUGCCCGAGCUCUACAAGAACCGCGUGGUGGGCGACAAGCAGCUGAGCAUCCUGGAAACAGGCUGUCUCCUCCGGCUGCCGCGGCCCUUGCAGCCAGACGGUCCUCGCAUCCACAUCUCCCGCUACGGGCAGUACGACUCCAAGAAGUACUCCAUCGCCGAGGUCAUCCAGGUGAACACAAUGAUCGGCGAGAUACAGAUCCGCGAGGACGACAACGCCAUGAUAUCCGGCUUCGUGGAGAUCAUCGACAUGAAGGGCGUGGGGGCAGGUCACAUCUUCCAGUUCGACGCGGUGCUGGUGAAGAAGCUGGCUGUCCUGGGCGACAAGGCCUACCCCUACAGGCCCAAGGGCUUCCACUUCGUCAAUGCCCCGGCGAGUGCUGAGAAAUUCAUGUCGAUCGCGAAGAGUCUGAUGAGCGAGAAGAUUCGGAAAAGGUUCCACAUUCACUCCAAGCUGGAGAGCCUCUACAACUACGUGCCCAAGGAGUGCCUGCCCGUUGAGUACGGAGGCAGCAACGGAACCAUCCAGGACGUGGUCAGCACAUGGAGGACAAAGCUCUUGGCCUACAAGCCCUUCUUCGAGGAGGAGGCGUCCUACGGCACAAACGAAAAGCUGAGACGGGGAAAGCCCGUCAACGCCGAAUCCCUGUUUGGGAUCGAGGGCUCUUUCAGGAAACUGGAUAUCGACUAACAUAGACACCGUUAUAGCAAAUAGUAGAGUUUUAUCGUUAACUUUGUACAAACACAGACAAAUCGGAACUAAAAAACUAGAAACAAA